GGACAUGAUCUGUUUAUGCCUCUCUUUAUUUCUGCAUCAUAUAUAUUAUGAGAUAAUGCAGACAAAAAUAUUGCUCACUUUGCCUGUUGGAACUUCCGGUCUAUUGAUAGGUCUCCUUCACCAAAUCUGGCGAAGAGUCUCGAUAUAUGACCCAACAGCUGGCCAUACCCAGCGAGAAAACUUCUCUUCUCCGUGCUUGCCAUUGAAUUAAAAUAGAUUUCGAUCCUUCCGGUAAAUCACUUGUUCCCUGAUACAUGUCGUCGUAACAAAGCUACAUCUAGGUUCGAAGCUUCCGCAAUCUUGAGACCUAUUUUUGGACCUGAAUUGGGCAGCAAUAAUUUUCAUAUAUCUUGAUGAUCAUACUGGCCACCGCCUUAACGCCACAUGACUCAAGAUCAUAGUAUCAUGAAUAUAUGGAAUUAUAAUUCAGGUGCUUUAAAAUACAAACAAUGUCCAUGUAGUGACUGCCAUUGUCUAUAUUAGCUUGCAUAAUCACCUCACAGCAUUCAUGAAGCAACCAGCACCACUACUCAAUUCCUUUUCUUAUCGAUCUUAAUUCAAAUCUCGCGAAACUUAAAACAGAAAGCCAUUAUCAUAACAAAAUGCCUUCCGGAGAAAGGAGGCCGCGUCUUGAUGGCUGGGGGAGGUUCAAAGUAACGUUUAUUACGUUUGCAUUAUAUGCUUUAGGGUUCCCCAUCUUGUUGUUUCAUAUUCUGCUACUUAUCGGCUGUGCAACCAACUCACCCGGUAUGGACAACAUCUACGUUGCUUCACUCUCCGACGGUGUUAGAUUCUCCUACACCUCCCUCUGCGCCCCCACCACCACCGGCCGCACCUGUGCGCCCUCUGUCGGAAAAUCUCCCCUCAUCCUCACUACCCUCUACAACUUCACAACUCCAGCCGCCACUCUCAAAUACGUAAUCGAUGUACAAACAAGAAUAUCCUUCGUCGUCCCCGCCAUGUCCGCUCUCCUCUUCCUCUCUGCCCUCCUCACCCUUUUUUCCGCCCGUGGAAUCAUACAAAGAAACGGAACCAACCCUCCCUCCCACGUCUUUACCAUCACACUCCUCUUCUGGUCUUCCGCUGCCGUAGCUUUCGCCGCGGCUUAUUCGCUCACCUCAUCCGGCGCAGCAUUGGCCGUGCAUUUCCCAUCUUCCCUUUCUUCCUCCUCAAAUUCAAGCAGCGAAAAUACAGAGAUGAACAUCGAGCCCGGAAAAGUAAUGUUAGCGCUCCAAUGGAUAACGUGGAUUUUCAGCACCGUAGCCGCGAUGAUGAGCGGGAGUAUUACGAAAACAUUCUUGAAUGGAGCGUCGUCGAGGAGGAGGAGGAAUAGUAGAAGUGGGAGUCCGUAUGCGAGGCGGCCAAGUAUGAGGAGGGCAAAUGGAUCUUCAGUUCCUCCAUAUAGUAGAGAUCAUGUUCCGAGAUCAGGAAGUCCGGUUUCGCCUAUUUGA
Molecule: messenger RNA, 1451 nt
Organism: Botrytis cinerea B05.10
Lineage: Eukaryota; Fungi; Ascomycota; Leotiomycetes; Helotiales; Sclerotiniaceae
Exons: 4
Coding region: 603-1451 (282 amino acids)
Source: RefSeq, a predicted model, not a curated record